This is a messenger RNA of Cylindrotheca closterium, 1722 nucleotides long. The record is from the annotation of a GenBank genome assembly. NCBI's taxonomy places the organism in Eukaryota, Bacillariophyta, Bacillariophyceae, Bacillariales, Bacillariaceae.
AUGCGGCUCUUUGAUUUUUUGGUUCCAAUUGGCAUCAAACUCAACUGGGUGUCUAUCCCGUAUAGCCGCGCCAAAUAUGAUGAACGCUCACCGGGGGUAACAAGUCCUCAUUGUUACACUCAGAAGAUUCAUUCUAAGCAAGUGGACCGUACAUUGAGAUCUCUCCUACAUCCGGCUACGCCAAAACCUGACUUUCCAUUCGCGGCACCUGCUACAUACAUCAGCGAGUGGAAGUCUGCACAACAAGGACACUUGAGUGUCAAGGCCUAUAGCCCGGUGAAGGAUGCAAUUUUGACCUUGAUUAGUAAGCUUCGAGACUACUACAUCUUGACUGAGGUCCUUUACCCGAGCAUUGAUUUUACAGGAAUGUUUAAGUUCUCUUCGACGACUCUUUAUGGCGCCUGCACACUUUUCAAGUUAUUGCUUUCCAUCAAAGCCACACCUGCUCAAGCCAAUCAAGCCUCGGCAGCAGCUCAGGACAAUGCAGCAUCAAAAAGAAACGCGGGAUCGGACUCUUCUGACAAUGAAGAUCAUUCAUUGGAGGACGAUACUAUGGUCAAAAAGGCGGCACCAAAGAAGGUGAAGAAGAAAAAGAAGAACACAAGGUCCAAGCAGGACGAUCUUGAGAAUCAUUUUUUGAAAGACUUGUCUCCCGCUCAGAGAAAACUAGCUGAGGCUACAGAUAGGAAGCUCAAGAAUGAUUUGGACCGACACAAAGCUGGACCACUUUUCCUCAUGAUCCUCCCUGGGGAAAUGGAAGGUACCUACAUCUUUGUCUGCCAGAAGAAAUAUGGACAGCUGGCGCGCAACGUUUUAAAAGGGAUCGUUCCGUUUCUGACUCACCACUUGUAUGAACCUACCAUCGUUCAAGCUGAUCAGACCAUGGGCAAAUGGAUCCCUGAGUCCGAAAUUCAGCUGGCUCGACGUAAGAACUUGGUUUGGUGCACCAAUACUUUGCAAGCCAUUGCAGUUGAAGCACGGUCUGAUAUGGUGGAAGAAACUUUGGAGUUCCUGGAUGACGUCAUUGAGGAUACCACGGAUGUUUACCAGGGUCAGCUCUCCAUUGAUAUGAAUAUGGCCAAUGCUAAGGACAUCGAUGACAGGAAGACAGUUACAGGAAUGCUCGAUGAGAUGCAGGAGCGCGAACGACAACUUGAGGACGCCUUUAUUGAAAUCAAAGCUCGCGAUCACGCUUUGGCAGCAAAAGAGGAGGCUUUAGCUCAACAGAGAGCCGCCACCGCUGCUUUACAGGCUAAGCUCGAUGCUCUACAGCGCCAGACUGCCAACCACUUGGCAAUUUCCUCCCAAUCCUCCAGCAACCACAAGGUCUCACCAGAUCGUCCGGAGCCUACCAUGCCACCCAAAAAGAAGAAAGGCAAGUCCGACAUUUCUGCUAACAGGGCUCGCAACUCGGAUGAUCAAAAGCCUCUACCAAAGCAAUCGCGUUCUCGGUCAGGGGUUCACUUCCAGCAGCAGACUCUGCCUACUCAGAUCAAUCCGCCAGAGUCGCAGAUUCAAGCAGUCGAUGAGACUCCGAUGGACGGCGACACUACUACAGCAGUGUCACAGGAUGAGAGCCAAACCUCUUCAUCGACAGCGGCUUCGCCUGGCGGAGUCCAUCCCUUCUUCCUAUCCCCUUCUGGCAAAUCCAGUGAUGGAUCGGUUCAGUCGCCCUCCUCUUUGACCGGCCGCGGAGCACAUCGCUCCGCGGCAGGGUCAUGA